AUGAAUGGAGCAGUUGAGGCUGCUAACAAGAAUAUCAAAAGAAUAUUGCGAAAGAUGAUUGACAAUUACAAGCAUUGGCACAAGAAUUUGCCAUUUUCCCUUCUCGGCUAUCGUACCAUAAUUACGAAUUCGACUGGGGAAACACCUUAUCUUUUAGUUUAUAGAACAAAAGCAGUAUUACCAAUGGAAGUUGAGAUACCAUUCCUAAGGAUUAUCCAAGAAGCUGAGUUGACUGAUUCUAAUUGGAUACAAAGCCGAUAUGAACAGUUAAUGCUUAUUGAUAAAAAGAGAAUGAAUGCAGUUUGUCAUGGACAACUUUAUCAACAAAGGAUGGCCAAAGCUUUCAAUAAAAAGAUAGUUAAAACUAGAGCAACAAUAGCACUUGAACCAGCCAUUGGGGCUAUAGUUAGAGGAGGAGUAGGAAUGAGAAGUCGUGGUAGAGGAUGCGGGAGAAAGCCCACCAAGGGCAAGGGCCAGACAACUGGGCCAUCUAGAGAAAAAGCAGCAACCCCUCCACCAGCUGAUGUGGUAGCUAGAGAGGCUGUUGAAGUGGAUGAUGAGCAGGUUCAUGAGAGAGAAGAACCACCCCGACCUACUCCAGAGAUGAUCCACCAAGUUCUCACCUAUCUCAGUGGGUUAUCCGAUCAAGGACAAGUUCCCCCAUCACCUAAUAUUCUAGGAGUACAACAUGUAGUUGUUGUGGCUCCCUUCAUGACUGCGUCCUCGAGAACAAAUAUGAGUACAGAAUUUAAGGAUGCCUACUAUUUCCUUGUUGAUUGUCAUAAGAUGCUUCAUAAGAUGGAUAUAGUAGAGCAAUUUGGUGUUGAGUUUAUGACAUUCCAAUUUCAGGGAGACACCAAAAUAUGUUGGCGGUCUCAUGUUAAGUGCCAAUCAGCAGAGGCACCACCUAUAACUUGGAUAACUUUUUCUGACUUUUUCAUAGAGAAGUAUAUUCCCCAGACCUUGAGGGAGAGGAGAAGAGAUGAGUUUCUAAAUAUAGAGCAAGGGAGGAUGUCAGUUGCCUCCUAUGAGGACAAGAUUUUUUCCUUAGACAGAUAUGCUACUCAUCUUUACUUUAGUCCAGAAGAGUAG
Messenger RNA from Solanum dulcamara, 1092 nucleotides. RefSeq lists its product as uncharacterized. NCBI's taxonomy places the organism in Eukaryota, Viridiplantae, Streptophyta, Magnoliopsida, Solanales, Solanaceae. The coding region runs from base 1 to 1092 and encodes 363 amino acids. The record is from RefSeq and is a predicted model, not a curated record. Gene Ontology annotation, molecular function: nucleic acid binding. The transcript is spliced from 3 exons.